GUACGUGAUGCACACCUAGGGGUGCCACCCUCCAGUUGAUCGUGGGAGGGGACCCAGGCACAGAGAGCCUAAGUGAUUCGCCCAAGGUCACACAGUGAGCGGGUGGCGAUGUGUGUGGGGUGCCCUUCAGCCAAUGCGCCUGGCGUCAUCACAGGCCUCCUCUGGUUAAGACAGUGGGAGGGCAUCCCCAGCCUGACACGAAAUGUGGCUUUUUGUCAUCCCAGCCUCCCAGUCGCUGGUGUAGGCGGGCCUAGGGCUCCAAGUCUUGGCGCGUGACGACACAGACUGAGCCCGAGUCAGUAACACCCGGCACCCCCCACCCCCAACCCCGGCUCUUGAAUGGCUCAGAGACAGGGCCCUGACCGAAGUCACGCAGCUGCUAAGUUUAGGAGCCGGGAUUCGAACCCUGCGGUAUGGGUUUCAGUGACCACAGGCCGGAGAUCAGAGACCACUGGCUCGGGAGUGACCACGUGCGGCCUUGGAUAGCAGUAGCUGAUGUGCAAUUUGGCCCCAUGAGAUUUCAUCCAGAUCAACUCCAGGUACUUUUAGUGUUUACCAAAGAAGAUAACCAGUGUAAUGGAUUCUGCAGGGCAUGUGAAAAAGCAGGGUUUAUGUGUACAGUUACCAAGGAGGCUCAGACUGCCCUCGCCUGUUUCCUGGACAAACACCAUGACAUCAUCAUCAUAGACCACAGAAAUUCCCGACAUCUGGAUGCUGAGGCACUGUGCAGGUCUAUCAGAUCAUCAAAACUCUCAGAAAACACCGUUAUUAUUGGUGUAGUACGCAGGGUGGAUAGAGAAGAGUCAUGUGUAAUGUCCCUCAUUGCUGCUGGCUUCACAAGGAGGUAUAUAGAAAACCCCAGCCCCAUGGCCUGUUACAAUGAACUGCUCCAGCUGGAGUUUGGAGAGGUGCGCUCACAGCUGAAACUCAGGGCUUGUAACUCAAUGUUUGCUGCAUUAGAGAAAAGUCAAGAAGCAAUUGAAAUUACAAGUGAAGACCACAUUAUCCAGUAUGCAAAUCCAGCGUUCGAAACAACAAUGGGCUAUCAGUCAGGCGAGUUAAUAGGGAAGGAGAUAGCAGAAGUGCCUAUAAAUGAAAAAAAGGCUGAUUUGCUCGAUACUAUAAAUUCAUGCAAGGAAUGGCAAGGAAUUUACUCUGUCAGGAAGAAAAAUGGAGAUAACGUACAACAAAAUGUGAAGAUAAUACCUGUCAUUGGACAGGGAGGAAAAAUUAGACACUAUGUGUCCAUUAUCAGAGUGUGCAAUGGCAACAAUAAGGCGGAGAAGAUAGCUGAAAGUGUUCAGACUGACAGUUACACAGAUAAUCAGUCAGGCAAACAUAAAGACAGGAGAAAAAGCUCCCUAGAUGUCAAAACUGUUGCCUCUCGAACAAAUGAAGUUUCCAGCCAGAGACGACACUCUUCCAUGGCCCGGAUUCAUUCCAUGACGAUCGAGGCGCCCAUCACCAAGGUCAUCAAUAUCAUCAAUGCUGCCCAGGAAAGCAGUCCCAUGCCUGUGACAGAAGCCUUAGACCGCGUGCUGGAAAUUCUAAGAACCACUGAAUUAUAUUCACCCCAGUUCGGUGCUAAGGACGAUGAUCCUCACGCCAACGACCUCGUCGGGGGCUUGGUGUCUGAUGGUUUGCGAAGAUUAUCUGGAAAUGAAUAUGUUCUUUCAACAAAAAACCUUCAGCAGGUUCCCAGCAGCAUCAUCGUCCCCGUCUCCCUUCACGAUGUCCCAUCACAGAUAACUCGGGCCAUGGAAAAGGAGGAAUACUGGGACUUCAAUAUUUUUGAACUGGAGGCUGCCACUCAUAAAAGGCCUUUGAUUUACCUUGGUCUCAAAGUGUUCGCUCGCUUCGGAGUCUGUGAAUUCUUAAAAUGCCCAGAGGUGACACUGAGAUCCUGGUUACAGAUGAUUGAAGCCAAUUAUCACGCUUCCAACCCCUACCACAACUCCACACACUCUGCUGAUGUGCUGCAUGCCACUGCCUACUUUCUGUGCAAAGAGAGGAUCAAGCAAACUUUAGACCCACUUGAUGAGGUCGCUGCGCUCAUCGCAGCCACUAUCCACGAUGUGGACCACCCCGGGAGGACCAACUCCUUCCUGUGCAAUGCCGGGAGCGAGCUGGCCAUUCUGUACAACGACAUGGCUGUGCUGGAGCACCACCAUGCGGCCUUGGCCUUCCAGCUGACCACCAGCGAUGAUAAAUGCAACAUCUUUAAAAACAUGGAGAGGAAUGACUACCAGACGCUGCGCCAGGGUAUCAUCGACAUGGUCUUAGCCACAGAAAUGACAAAGCACUUUGAGCACGUCAACAAAUUUGUCAACAUCAUCAACAAGCCCUUGGUAGCAUUAGAAGAAGAUGGGGAAACUGAUAAAGAUCAAGAAGCCAUAAACACCAUGCUCAGGACUCCAGAGAACCGGACUCUGAUCAAACGGAUGCUGAUCAAGUGUGCUGACGUGUCCAACCCCUGCCGGCCCCUGGAGCAGUGCAUCGAGUGGGCCGCACGCAUCUCAGAAGAGUAUUUCUCUCAGACAGACGAAGAGAAGCAACGGGACUUGCCUGUGGUGAUGCCAGUUUUUGACAGAAAUACCUGCAGCAUCCCCAAAUCCCAGAUCUCCUUCAUCGACUACUUCAUCACAGACAUGUUUGACGCCUGGGACGCCUUUGUAGACCUGCCCGAGUUAAUGCACCAUCUCGACAACAACUUUAAAUACUGGAAAGGACUGGACGACAUGAAGCUGCGGAGCCUGCGCCCGCCCCCCGAAUAGCGCGGUACCCCGUGGUCACCGGGGACUCCUGAGGGCGGCCAGCGUUCCUUUCAGUAUUAGCCAAUCAGCCCCCUGACGCACAGAGCCUGCGAGAGCACCCAGGGUCACCUUCCUGAACCACCUGAUGCCAUUGCCGUAGAGUGAGGCUUCCUUCACUCACUGCGCCAGCCUGCUACCAGGGCUCCGCAGAGAGUCUCAGAGAACACGGCUUGCAUCAGCAUCCGUCUGUCCAAACCUGAGCUCGGGAGGCCCAGCCAAGGACGCUAACGGAGUUUCUGCCGGUGACAGAGAAUGUCUUGUUGCAGUUGCUCUCGAUUAUGUUCAGCACUUAGGAACAGCUAAUGGCAAUCGGAUCUUUUCCACAUCAUAGAAGGUGCAAUCACUCACUUUGGAACACUACUGAAAGUGACUUCUCUUUUAAAAUUAAAUGGCAAAUGAAAAAGACAAAUUCUGAAGUUGAUUAUUAAUAUCAAUUAUUAAAAAUGUUUUAUUUAUUUUAUUAGAAGUUCACUAUUUUCUAUGAAUUUAAAAAUACUUCAAAGCCAAAGCCAACUUUAGAUACCAUGACCAAAUUUACAUGAUUCAUAGUCAUUAAAAAUACGCAUCACUUGGUGUAUAGACUUAUUUUCAUAAUGCAAAUGUAAAAUAAAUGAUACAUUUUUACUGCACUAUAGAAAUAUUUGUGUAUGUUACGUGUACCCCAGUGUUCAUCAUAGCACUGUUUAUAAUAGCCAGGACAUGGAAUCAACCUAGAUGUCCAUCAACAGACAAAUGGAUAAGAAAGCUGUGGUACAUAUACACAAUGGAAUAUUACUCAGCCAUUAAAAAGAAUACAUUUGAAUCAGUUCUAACGAGGUGGAUGAAACUGGAGCCUAUUAUACAGAGUGAAGUAAGCCAGAAAGAAAAACCACCAAUACUGUAUACUAACACAUACAUAUGGAAUUUAGAAAGAUGGUAACGAUAACCCUAUAUGCAAGAUAGCAAAAGAGACAGAUGCAUAGAACAGUCUUUUGGACUCUGUGGGAGAAGGCAAGGGUGGGAUGAUAUGGGAGAAUGGCAUUGAAACAUGUAUAUUAUCAUAUAUGAAACAGAUCACCAGAACAGGUUCAUAUGAAACAGAUUGCCAGUCCAGGUUCAAAGCGUGAGACAGGGUGCUCGGGGCUGGUGCACUGGGACAACCCUGAGGGAUGGGAUGGGGAGGGAGGUGGGAGGGGGGUUCAGGAUGGGGAACACAUGUACACCCAUGGCGGAUUCAUAUUAAUUUAUGGCAAAAACCACUACAAUAUUGUAAAGUAAUUAGCCUCCAACUAAAAUAAAUUUUUAAAAAAUAAGUAAAAAAAUUUUUUUAAUGCAAAAAAAAAAAAGAAUUAUUUGUGUAUGUUAGGCUUUUUUGAUUGAUGUUAAUUGGGAAAACUGUUUUGAAAUCCAAAAAGGCACAAUGGCUGUCUGAGGAGGCCUUACAAAUAGUUGAGAAGAGAAGAGAAAAGUGAAAGGCAAAGCAGAAAGGGAAAGAUACACCCAUCUGAAUGCAGAGUUCCAAGGAGAGAUAAGAAAGCCUUCCUAAGUGAACAGUGCAAAGAAAUAGAGAAAAACAGUAAAAGGGAAAAGACUAGAAAUCUUUUCAAGAAAAUUAGAGAUAACAAGGAACAUUUCAUGCAAAGAUCAGCAUAAUAAAGGACAGAGAUGGAAUGGACCUAACAGAAAAAGAGUAA
Dama dama (fallow deer) is the source of this 4486-nucleotide messenger RNA. RefSeq names its product phosphodiesterase 8A (gene PDE8A). Gene Ontology annotation, molecular function: 3',5'-cyclic-AMP phosphodiesterase activity. The transcript is spliced from 22 exons. The record is from RefSeq and is a predicted model, not a curated record. Bases 414 to 2774 code for a protein of 786 amino acids. NCBI's taxonomy places the organism in Eukaryota, Metazoa, Chordata, Mammalia, Artiodactyla, Cervidae. Gene Ontology annotation, biological process: signal transduction; cellular response to epidermal growth factor stimulus; positive regulation of ERK1 and ERK2 cascade.